Trypanosoma grayi is the source of this 708-nucleotide messenger RNA. RefSeq lists its product as hypothetical. The record is from RefSeq and is a predicted model, not a curated record. The transcript has a single exon. Bases 1 to 708 code for a protein of 235 amino acids. NCBI's taxonomy places the organism in Eukaryota, Euglenozoa, Kinetoplastea, Trypanosomatida, Trypanosomatidae.
AUGCUGACUAACCUUGGGCUUGAGAGUGAGCAGCGGGGUCGCAACAACCGAGUCAGGGGCCGCCGCCACGCCCCUCGGGACGAGAUGACAGGGCCCCAGCCAGCUUACAUGACAGCCCCUUUCGCCGUGCAGCAGGAGCCGUCGCGGGGUUUGCCGACAGCGGGGGAUCAGCCGAUUCAGGAGAUAUAUAUAAACAAUGAGGAUGAAUACGUGCCUUCUGCUGCUGGUUACCAGUCUCUGUCGCCACAGUUGCGACAGGAUCGCCUCUCUAAAGGGGGAUUGAACAUAUUCUCGUGGAACACAGAUGCACCAACGGCUCCCCAGCCCCGAGUGACACGGGAUCGCGAUGCGGGUGAGCUCCUUCGGCUAAAGCCGCGCGACGCCGAGACACAGCGUGAUAUUGAGGUUCGGGAGAAGUUUGAAGGAAACACGCAUGGCCGCUUUUUGUGCUUCAGUGAAGACGCUAGAGAUGGUGCACAGGGAAAGAUGCGUGUUUGCGUCAACGCCGACAGCAACGGACUGCAAAAAGCACUUGACUUCGGUCACCCCGACGGAAUCGUGCGGCAGAUCGACAUGGCACCGCGCGGGAGGCGGCGGUCCGCCCCCAGCGACGCCGGCGGCGACGGCAUCGCCGGCUUUGCGGGGAUGGGGAUGAACGGCGGCGGCAGGCCGUACAACCCGAGGAGGGACGCGCCGGUUGGCUACUAG